ACUCUCCUGUGACCUUGAAAUCUGGUAAUUUGGAUAAUAUGGUUGCGGUUGAGGAUGAGAAUCAUGGGGUUUUUGGUUUGGAUCGGAAUUCAUAUCCUAGCCACCUUUCGAAUCUAGACCCAGGUGAUGAUACUGCCGUGGCCGACUCACUGGAUCCCGAGCAGCAGGGGGGUCUCAAUCAGGAAGUGGAGGCUACUGUGGAUGUUGGUCUGAAAGUCGGUAUUGAUCUGAACGGUUUUGAAGAUGUAACUAGGAAUCUGGUCAUUGAAGACGGUGUUUCAAAUGGUUUACAAUGAAUUGUUUAUCCAUAAAUUUAAGGGGGGUUAGGGAUUCUCGCAAGGUGGAUUGGGUUCGUGGUAUAAAAACUAGUCACGGGAUCCACUUCAUGGCAAUCCAAGAAACCAAGCUGGGGGAUUCCUCUAGUUUUUUGUUCAGUAGUUUUUGGGGGCGCUCGAUUUUUGAUUUGGCAGUUGUUGAUUCUCAUGGCAGAUCCGGAGGCCUGGCAUGCCUUUGGUGCCCGUCAGUGGCGGAUCUAGGAUUCCGACCAAGCGGUAACGUUUUAUAAUUAGGCGGUAACGAAAUCGAAAAAACGUCAAAUUUUUCCAAAAUUUACACUAAAAACGUCAAAAAAUUUCCGACCAAGCGGUAGCGGAGGCUACCCCUUGUUACUACAUACAUCCGCCCCUGGUGCCCGUCAAUAUUCUCGUGUGACAAUGUCAUUAAGAACCGGUACUUUCUUGUUGUGUCGGGAGUCUUAGUGCAAUCUGGGGGCCGUAUAAAUCUAGUAAAUGUAUACGCUCCGAAUGAUGCGGUGCUUCGGAGGGCGGUGUGGAUUGAUUUACUUGCUAUUAGGAACUCCCUUCAGGGUAUAUGGGCGUUCAUGGGAGACUUCAAUGAUGUGCGAGUCGAGUCUGAGCGAAUGAAUUCGGAGUUUGUCGCAGCUAACGCUGAGGCGUUUAAUCAAUUCAUCCUUUCGGCCGGCCUUCUUGAAUACAAUAUGGGUGGUGGAAAGUUCACAUAUAUUUCGGAUAGGGGUGACAAGCUGAGUAAAUUAGACCGAUUCUUGGUUUGCCUCGGCUUCAUGGAGAGGUGGCCGACGGCUUCUCUAUUGGCUUUGGAUAGGGAAGCUUCUGAUCAUCGACCUCUUAUUUUGUCCACCGUGCAAUCGGACUUUGGCCACAUCCCGUUCAGAUUCUUCAAUUCAUGGUUCGAGUUCCCUGGCUUUAUUGAUCAUGUCCUACAUUUGUGUGGCGUGUUUUCUUUUUCAGGUCCUGAAGAUUUGUCUUUGUCGAUAAAACUAAGAUGGCUGAAAAAUAAUAUUAAGGCAUGGUUAAAAGCGGAGAAGCAUCGGUCGGAGGGAUUAUACGAUGGUAAAAAGAGCCGAGUGGCGGUUCUUGAUAGUCUGGCAGAGGAACGGCCGUUGGGGUUAGAUGAACUAUCAGAGAGGGCUGAAUGCAGGAUUUUUGUGGAGGAUUUCGAUAGGUUAAGGCAAAUGGAUAUACGACAAAAAUCACGUGCAAGAUGGGCAUUAGAGGGGGAUGAAAAUUCAGCCUUUUUUCACCAUAUUAUUAACUCAAAUAUUAGUAAUAAUCGGGUGAACGGUCUAUUGGUUGGUGGGGUGUGGGUGACGAAUCCGAUGGCCAUAAAAGAAUGUUUUUUCGAUUUUUUCCGUAAACAAUUUGCUGAGCCAAUGGAAGCGAGACCCGGUAUUGUGUGUCCUAAUUUGGCAACCAUUACUGAGUCUGAAGCCGAGCUCCUUAUAGCCCCCUUCUCUAAUAGUGAGAUAAAGGAUGCCAUAUGGGAAUGUGAUGGCGACCGGGCACCCGGACCGGAUGGAUUUAACUUUAAAUUUAUCAAGAGAUGCUGGGUAGGAUUACAGGACGACUUCACUCGGCUAUUCAAUAGAUUCCACAAUGAGGGGUCGUUAAAUAGCUGUUGCUCUUCAUCGUUCAUUGCAUUGAUUCCGAAGGUAAAAGACCCGACGACGCCUUCGGAUUUUCGCCCUAUUAGCUUGAUUGGAGUCAUAAAUAAAGUAAUUUCAAAAGUAUUGGUGAACCGUCUGAAGGGCGUUAUCGGGAAGCUUAUUUCGGAAGAGCAGUCGGCUUUUUUGGCAGGGAGGAGCAUUAUGGAUGGUCCUCUUAUUUUAAAUGAAGUUAUGGGGUGGCUUAAAAAAUCAAAAAAGAAAGGUAUGUUCUUUAAGGUGGACAUUAGUAAAGCCUAUGACUCGGUCAGUUGGGUCUUCCUUGACUCAAUCAUGUCUCAAAUGAAUUUUCCAAGGCGUUGGAGGAGUUGGAUUAUGGCAACACUUCACUCGGCUAGAGCUUCGGUUUUAGUGAAUGGCUCGCCAUCCAUGGAAUUCCAGUGUACUCGUGGUCUUCGGCAAGGUGAUCCGCUAUCACCGUUCCUGUUCGUGAUCGCUAUGGAAGCCUUAACGGGGAUAAUGAAAGAGGCCGUCACCGUUGGAUUAUUUAAUGGUAUUCAAUGUACAAACGAGGGCCCGUGCCUUUCGCAUUUCUCUUAUGCGGAUGACGUGAUGUUUCUUGGGGGUUAUCUGAAUGUCAUAAAUCUUCGUAGAAUCUUAUGUUGCUUCUAUUUGACAUCCGGGUUGAAGGUUAAUCUAGCCAAGUGUAGUGUGUAUGGCAUUGGUGUGAGUGAUCAAGAGGUUCAAAGCAUGGCGGGUCUCCUAAAUUGCAAACCGGGUGUUUUUCCAUUUAAACACCUUGGAUUGCUAGUUGGAGCCAAUAUGAAUCUAGUUCGCAAUUGGAAAUCGGUGGUGGAAAUUUUUAGGAAUCGCCUAUCAAUUUGGAAGGCUAAACACCUCUCAUAUGGUGGAAGAAUCACGCUUCUCAAGUCGGUAUUAAACUCUUUACCCACAUACUAUUUUUCAUUGUUUAAAGCUCCGGUGCAAGUAUUAGAGUCUCUUGAAAGAAUUCGAAGGGUUUUCUUUUGGGGCGGGUCGGAAGAAAAGGCGAAGAUGAAUUGGGUGGCUUGGGAGAAGACCAUCGGGCCAAUCGAAUACGGUGGACUCGGUUUUGGAUCUCUUAAGGAUGCUAAUUUAGCAAUGCUUGCUAAGUGGUGGUGGCGUUUUAAGACGGAAAAAACCGGGUUAUGGCGGAAGGUAAUAUGGGCUAUUCAUCACAACUCUAGGUCAUGGUCGGCAAUCCCGGCAAAAGUCUCAAUAGCAGGUCCUUGGAAGCAAAUUGUGAGUAUUCAUGAUGCGCUACUCAAAGUUGGUAUCGAUUUGAAGAAAGCUAUAUCAAUUUCGGUAGCAAACGGGUCGUGCACCUCCUUUUGGCUAGAUAGUUGGGUUGGAGGGUUUCCAUUAUACACGGUAUUCCCUAGGCUUUUCUGUCUUGAAUGCUCAAAACUUUGUUCGGUGGCUGAUCGUUUGGGGGGAGGCAGCAACGGGCAACAGUUUAACUGGAACUGGGCCAGGCCCAACCUGUCCAGUGAUGAGCAGCAAGACAUCCGAGUCCUCACGACCCUGUUGGAUGCUUUUGUUUUGUCUACUGAUUCGGACACAGUUAUGUGGCAAUAUGAUGGGUCAGGAUUGUUUACAGUUUCGAGCAUAAAAAAGAUCAUCAGUUCAUUUAAUAGAUCGCGGCCGAAUCGGGUUUUUGUUUGGAAUAAUUGGGUUCCGAAGAAAGUGGGGAUUGUUGCUUGGAGGGCGGACAUGGAAAGGUUACCUACCAGGUCUGCGUUGGCGGUACGAAAUAUAAAUGUUCCAGAUUCAACAUGUGCUUUUUGUGGCGAAUAUGAGGAAUCAAGUAACCAUAUCUUUUUAUCAUGCCAUUUUGCCCAAACAAUUUGGCAGAAUGUCGCAUUAUGGUGUAAAAUCCCAUCUAUUGUGGCAUUUGACAUCAAAGAUUUAUUAGAGCUACAUGCUUACAGCCCGGGGUCAAGGAAGAAGAGAAAAGCGAUACACGCCAUCGUUUUGGUUGUAAUCUGGUGUAUUUGGCGGAUGCGAAAUGAGAUUGUUUUCAACCAUUUGCAGCCGGAGUUUAUUAAAGUUCUGGAAGAAGCGAAGUCGUUGAGCUAUUUGUGGAUAAAAAAUCGAUCGAAAGUGGCUUCUAUAACAUGGGAGGACUGGAACAGACAUGUUCAUAUCGAAAAGAAAACAUGAUCCGGCACACUAUAUGCUCAAGAUCGAGUCGUUUUCUUUUCUUUCAGAAGAUCACACCUCGAAAAUUGAAUCUGAUAUUUUUGAAGCUAGCGGUCACAAAUGGAGACUAGAUUUGUACCCAAACGGAAAUGGUGAAGACGAUGAUUGUAGCCACAUUUCUUUGUAUGUGGGAAUAUGUAACACUGAUAGUUGCUUACAAGGGUGGGAUGUCUGUGUUGAUGUUACUUUCUUUGUUUAUGAUCAUAUACAGCACAAUUUUGUAACCUUUCAAGAUGUGAAUGGGCAUCGGACAAGGUUCCAUGGGAAGAAGACAACAUGGGGUUUUGACAAAUUAAUUUCUUUGGAGUCUUUUACGGAGAGUAAAAAUGGGUACCUUUUCAAUGAUUCAUGCGUUUUUGGAGUUGAGGUUACUGCAGUUCCAGAGUUUACAAAAAUGGAUCGGUGGCUGUCGAUGACAAAGCUUCCAACAACUAUGAAUACUUACACUUGGACCAUUAAUAAAUUUUCAGCUGUAACAGAGGAGCGAGUGUAUUCAGAAGCGUUUAAACUUGGCAAAAUGAAGUGGAAAUUGUCACUGUAUCCGAAAGGAAACAAAUCAUAUACACAUUUGUCAAUCUAUUUAGGUGUGCAUGAUGCUGCUUUGCUUCCUGAUGGUUGGAAAGUGUAUGCCAAGUACAAGAUUCGGGUUAAAUGUCAGGGUACUGGAAGUGAUAUACAAAGAGAAACUACAAAUGGCUGGUUCGACAACGCUACUGAUAGUUGGGGUUUUUCAUCUUUUAUGCCAUUGAGCCAACUUAUGGACUUUGAAAAUGGCUUCUUGUUGGAUGAUACUCUUAUUGUUGAAGUCGAGGUUUCAGUGAUGGGGAUGCUCAGAAAUUUUAUCUGAAACAUGGUGGUCUUGGUUUUUAUUUUGGCUUGCUGGUUUAAAGUGGAUGUUUGAGCUUAAUAUAUAUUUGGCAUUAUUGCUGUUAA
Molecule: messenger RNA, 5095 nt
Organism: Helianthus annuus (common sunflower)
Lineage: Eukaryota; Viridiplantae; Streptophyta; Magnoliopsida; Asterales; Asteraceae
Exons: 6
Coding region: 881-4123 (1080 amino acids)
Source: RefSeq, a predicted model, not a curated record